AUGAUGAAGAAAUUUGAAUAUUGGGUUUUAAGACUAAUCGAGUUUUCGAUCAUCUGCCUCUUCAUUUUUGUUCCAUCCACUUCUGCAGAUGAAGGCAGCUUUGUGAGCAUUGCGUGCUGCGCUGAAUCGAAUUACACAGAUAGCAGAAACAUUAGUUGGAUAUCAGACUUUAAUCAGUUUCCGAAUACCACAGGCUGUCACACAAGAGUUCCGUCAAAGGCAGACUAUUCCGGUUACAACAGAAGUAGAGUAUUCUACCAAAAUUCAAACCAGAAAAGAUGUUAUAAGCUAUCAACAAAAAAGGGUGAAGACUAUCUGAUUAGGGCUACAUUUCUAUUUGGACACAUUUGGAGCUCUAGUUUUUCAGUUUCGGUUGGUGUGACCCCAAUUGGUGUCGUAGAUUCGUCAGAGGACUCAGCAGUUGUUGAAGGGAUUUUUCGAGCUACCGAGGACAAUACAUACUUAUGCUUGGUGUAUGGCAAGGGAACUCCCUAUAUUUCAGAGGUUGAGUUGAGGCCUCUGCAGGGAUUGAAAUAUUAUUUAGAGGACUUCCCUUCAAGUGUUCUGAAAUUGGUUACAAGAAGUAGUUUUGCAAUUACAAAAGAUGAUAUCAGGUAUGCUUUCUAUUUGAUUUCUUCAAAGCCAAGGAACAAGGGUGUUAGCUUAAAGUUAUUAUUAUGUGUAAAUUUCUUAUUUAACAAUAUAUUAUUUAACCAAACAUUUAAACAUGGCAAAGUUCAAAGUUGCUCUCCUAUGAUAUUUUUUGGGUUGGUAAUUUUCAGGUACCCAAAUGACACAAGUGACAGAAUUUGGAAAUCACAUCCAAGUGCCGACUCAGGAACUGGAACCUACUACUUAUCACAACCCAACGUCUCCAUUUCCGGCAACGCCACCGCGUCUCCGCCUCGGCAAGUCCUGCAAACAGCUCUAGCGGCUCCAGACCAACUGCUCCUUCUCCACAAUGGCCUUCCCACAGAAAGUUACCAGUACCUCGUGUUCCUCUACUUCUACGAGGUCGAUCGGACCGUCCAAGCUGGCCAGAGGGUGUUCGACAUUUUCCUCAACGAUGAGCUGAAAGAGCGGAGAUUUGACGUCUCGGGAAAUGGGUCCAACUACAAGGAGCUUUCUUUCACUGUCACGGCAAAUGGGUCUCUGAAUUUGACUCUGGUUAAGGUCUCCGGGUCGGAAAAUGGACCCAUUUGCAAUGCUUAUGAGAUCUUGAAGGUGCUUCCAAGGCGUCCAGAGACUAAUAAAAGUGAUGUGGAAGUGAUUUUGGAGGUGAAAAAUGAGGUGCUGAAGAGUAACCAAGAGAGUGAAGUUUGGGAAGGGUGGUCUGGAUGUCCAUGUCUUCCAGUUCCAUGGGAUGGUAUUACUUGUGGUUCCGUUGGUGGUUAUGCUGUCAUUACUGUAUUGGAUCUAUCGUCAGGUAUUCAGAGGGGCGGCUUUCUUAAAGGGCAAGUUCCUUCAAGUAUCACUAAGCUGGCCCAUCUAAGAGUCCUGAACCUUAGCCACAAUGACUUUACUGGCAACAUUCCAGCAUUUCUUCCUUCCUCCCUGUUGACCUCAGUGGAUCUGAGCUUCAAUGACCUUUGGGGAUCACUUCCAAUAUCUCUUAUCUCACUGCCACAUUUGGAUAUACUAAAUAUCAGUUGCAACCCUCAUGUCGCAAAAGAUAUUCCCUCCAGCUUCAAUGGCUCAACACUUACCAUGGGCCAAGAAAGUUGCAGUGCUCAAAAAGCUUCUAAUCAACGAAUCAUCAUUGGUGCUGCUGCUGCAUCUGGGUCUCUACUAUUAACCAUUGUAGUUGGGAUAAUUUUCUACACUUGGAGACGAAACUUUCUGCCUCAAGGAAAUUUUGAUAUGAAACAACAUCAUAUGACAAAGAAUUUAAUUUUUUCGUUACCGAGCAUGGAUGAUCUGGUUAUGAAGUCGAUAUCCAUAGAGACAUUUACUCUUGAGUACAUAGAGGCUGCUACCCAAAGGUACAGAACAUUGAUAGGCGAAGGAGGUUUUGGGUCUGUUUACCGUGGCACUCUAAUUGAUGGUCAGGAAGUGGCAGUGAAGGUCCGGUCAGCGACAUCAACCCAAGGAACUCGGGAAUUUGAGAAUGAGCUAAAUCUUCUGUCAGCUAUUCGCCAUGAGAAUCUUGUGCCCCUUCUCGGUUAUUGUUGCGAAAAUGACCAAGAAAUUCUGGUUUAUCCAUUUAUGUCCAAUGGCUCAUUACAGGAUCGUCUCUAUGGGGAAGCAGCAAAAAGAAAAAUUUUGGACUGGCCGACCAGACUCUCAAUUGCUCUUGGUGCUGCUCGAGGUUUGACGCAUCUUCACAAUUUUGCCGGUCGCUGCAUUAUACAUAGGGAUGUGAAAUCAAGUAAUAUACUUCUGGACCAUAGCAUGACUGCCAAGGUGGCGGACUUCGGUUUUUCAAAAUACGCUCCUCAAGAAGGUGACAGUUGUGCUUCUCUUGAAGUAAGAGGGACGGCGGGAUACUUGGAUCCGGAGUACUACAUGACUCAUCAUCUAUCAGCAAAAAGUGAUGUUUUUAGCUUUGGCGUUGUUCUGCUUGAAAUUGUUAGCGGACGGGAACCUCUGAACAUACACAGGCCACGCCCCGAGUGGAGUUUGGUUGAAUGGGCAAAACCCUAUGUAAGGGAAUCAAAGAUUGAUGAAAUUGUUGACCCGAACAUAAAAGGAGCGUACCAUGCCGAGGCCAUGUGGAGAGUAGUGGAGGUGGCAUUGUCAUGUAUUGAGCCCUUUGCCGCUUCACGACCAAACAUGAUGGAAAUCGUAAGGGAGCUAGAGGAUGCUCUGAUUAUAGAGAACAACGCAUCAGAAUACAUGAGAUCCAUAGAGAGCUCGGGAUCCAAUCGCUUUUCCAUGGUGAUGGAGAGAAGGAUUCCGCCACCCACUCCUUCAGAACCGUCAUCUAUUUUGUCACAAAUGGCUCCUCCAGAGCCAAGAUAGUGAAUGCUUUUCACCCGUCCUUUGUGAAUGAUUUGUUUUGUUGCCACGGAUCUAAUGGUAAAAAAUUUGUGUCAAAUCUUGUGUAAAAAAUAUGGUGCCACGGAUCUGCCCCCUAUAUAUAAAUCAUGUAACGUUGAUGUUAUGAAUACAAGGAAAACCAGUUUCUAAAA
Molecule: messenger RNA, 3131 nt
Organism: Pyrus x bretschneideri (Chinese white pear)
Lineage: Eukaryota; Viridiplantae; Streptophyta; Magnoliopsida; Rosales; Rosaceae
Product: nodulation receptor kinase
Exons: 15
Coding region: 1-2961 (986 amino acids)
Biological process (GO): protein phosphorylation
Molecular function (GO): protein binding; ATP binding; protein kinase activity
Source: RefSeq, a predicted model, not a curated record